GGGGGUAGGCUCAGGUCGGCGCUACGACCGCAGUUGCCGCUGCCCGCGAGGGCUAGGGGAGGGCAGGGACGCGCAGCCUCGGGGCGGGCGUGGGGCCGGAGGAAAGGGUGUCGGGGCCACACACGCACCCUCGCUGCAGUCCAGCUCCGCCCGGAGCCCGCACGCCGGGAGCGCACGGAGCCGGGACCGCCAGCCCAGACGCCCGCCCGCCAGCCCGCCCACGGGCCGGGGCCAAAGCCAGGGAGCCGGCUAGGGGAGGAGGCCCAGGGGGGCGGGGUGGGGGGCGGGGGUGGGUGCCGCCGCUGCCGCGGAGCUGCUACUCGGCGCGUUUUGCAUGAAGAUGGCGGCUCCCACCGCCAGCAAGGCAGCCUCCCUGGGCUGUAACAACAAGCCUGCGUUCCCGGAGCUGGAUUUCAGGUCGGGAGCUCGGGUGGAGGAAUUGAACAAACUCAUCCAAGAAUUUACGAAGCACGACCAGCGGGAAUACGACGACCAGAGAGCGCUGGAGAUUCACACAGCCAAGGAUUUCAUCUUUUCCAUGCUGGGAAUGGUGCAAAAGCUGGACCAAAAACUUCCAGUGGCUAAUGAGUACCUGUUGCUCUCUGGAGGAGUCCGAGAAGGUGUUGUUGACCUGGACUUGGAUGAGCUUAAUGUCUAUGCCCGGGGGACUGACUAUGAUAUGGACUUCACCCUUUUGGUACCAGCCCUCAAGCUGCAUGACCGUAAUCAGCCUGUGACGCUUGAUAUGCGCCAUUCAGCCUUGUGCCACUCCUGGCUGAGCCUUCGGCUCUUUGAUGAGGGGACAAUCAGUAAAUGGAAAGACUGCUGCACCAUUGUAGAUCACAUCAAUGGUGCCACCAACUACUUCUUCUCUCCUACCAAAGUGGCCGACUGGUUCUAUGAUUCCAUCAGCAUCGUCUUGUCAGAGAUACAGAAGAAACCCCAGCGAGGGAUGCCAAAGGUGGAAAAGGUAGAAAAAAAUGGGACCAUCAUCUCCAUCAUUCUGGGUGUAGGGAGCAGUCGUAUGUUAUACGAUAUCGUCCCAGUGGUAUCUUUCAAAGGUUGGCCUGCAGUGGCCCAGAGCUGGCUCAUGGAGAACCACUUUUGGGAUGGGAAGAUUACUGAGGAAGAAGUCAUCAGUGGGUUUUACUUGGUGCCUGCUUGCUCCUACAAGGGUAAGAAGGACAAUGAAUGGCGGCUGUCCUUUGCCAGGAGCGAGGUACAGUUGAAGAAGUGCAUCUCUAGCAGCCUCAUGCAAGCCUACCAGGCCUGCAAAGCCAUUAUUAUUAAACUGCUGUCCCGGCCCAAGGCUAUUAGCCCCUAUCACCUACGGAGCAUGAUGCUCUGGGCCUGUGACAGACUUCCAGCCAACUACUUGGCUCAAGAAGACUAUGCAGCCCACUUUUUGUUGGGCCUCAUUGAUGAUCUGCAACACUGUCUGGUCAACAAGAUGUGCCCCAAUUAUUUCAUCCCUCAGUGCAACAUGCUGGAACAUCUGUCAGAGGAGACAGUCAUGCUCCACGCCCGGAAGCUUUCCUCUGUACGCUCAGACCCGGCAGAGCACUUGCGCACUGCCAUUGAGCACGUCAAGGCAGCCAACCGGCUGACACUGGAGCUCCAGAGGAGAGGUAGCACCACCAGCAUCCCUUCCCCGCAGUCUGACGGAGGGGACCCCAACCAACCUGAUGACCGUUUGGCCAAAAAACUGCAGCAGCUAGUGACUGAGAACCCGGGGAAGUCAAUCUCUGUUUUUAUCAACCCUGAUGAUGUCACAAGGCCCCACUUCAGGAUUGAUGACAAAUUUUUUUGAGUGUUUUGCUGACUCCCCCCACCCCCGAUUCUUAAACUCUCAUAAUGUGUAGUGUGGUUUGUGAUGCUGUCUUUCUGUUUUUUACAUAUCCAGCCUAGAUUGGAUUUGUUAAGAACAAAUUUUAAGUUUCCUGGUUCUGCAGGAUGGUGCAGGCUCUGAAACAGUAUAUUACUAUUUCAUAUUCUGCCUCUGAUUUUGUUGUUGUUUACUUUUUGUAGUUAUUGUCACUCAGUUUUAUUUGUUGGUUUUGUUUUUUAAAGGAGAACUUGAGCCAUAGAUGAAAAUGCCCAUGAGUCCUCUUGCUUUUUUCUGUUUCAUAUAUGGUGCAAAUUUGUUAAUGGGUAUGGGGAAGUAAAUCUCUUUCUGAUACUUAAGGAUUCUAUUAUUAUUUUGUUUUGUUUUUUAUCCUUGUUUUUUUUUAAUGAGCUUUCACUACUACUGAUAUUUACAAAUCAUACAUACCUGGGAACUACCUGGCAUGUUAGCUGGAUUUAUUUCUUUUAGGCAGCGGCCAGAGCAGUUUUCCCUUUUUUUCUACCAACAAUGUUAACUUUGAAAGUGGUGAUGCUACAAACUGUGUCUUCGAGCAACUUCACUGAAUGUAAUUGUCCUCAAAUCAGAGAACACUGGGUGGUUUGGAGGGUGUGUUUGACGGUUUUUCAAACAGAAUUAGGUUUCCAAAUGUUAGUUUUAGCAUAUGUAAUUAUUUGAAGCCUUAUUUAAAUCCUAUUAAAGAACAUACCACUGUAAUUAUUAUUUGCACUAAUGAAAUCUUUGCCAUUGUCAGAAUUGCAAAGUGUGUUUCAAUAUAAAUUUACAUCCACUCUUGAAAUGCUAUUAUUAGCCCAUUUCUCUCAAUUCGUGGAAUGAUUCUGUGCAUUUGUUCAGUUCUCCUUUAAUUGUGAGGUCCUGUUUUGCCUUCUGUGAUAUUCCUGGUUCCUGUCUUACUGAAGGAAAUUUUUAAAGCUUUAUACAUGUUAACUGAAGCUGGGGAAAAUAUAUACUUGAUAAAGUAGAUGUCUUUGUAUUUAUUCCUUUGGGGUUUUAGAGGUAAGUUUUUUUGUAAAGUCUCUUUACUUCUCCUGAGCGUUUUGAGGAAAACUGGCAGGAUGAAUUUGUAAUUCCCCCAAAAGAAGAUACCAUGUUUGUUUAAAAACAGGUUUUGCUGUAGAUCAGGAACCAGGAAAUAUCUGCGGGUGGCAGCCUUGAUAUAGAGGUGUCCUGUCUUCUUGAAUGAAACUACUUGCCAGGUUUAGGUGCUGCAAGGCAUUGACUCCCUAUUUUGGUAUGGACUUAUGGCAUUGUGGGGUUUAUGGUGUCAUGGGGCCUGCUGAUCUUUCAAAAGACACCCAUGAUAUCUACUAAUGGAAGGGUCAAGCAAUAUUUUGGUUUUGGUCCUGAAUGUCCAGACUCAUAGGUUGGAUUUUGGCCAAUUGAAAUCAGACAUAUGCGGUCUUGGGUUUUUGCAUGGGAAUUAAUGUAAUGCUUAUAAAAGAAAAUGAACUCAUUCAACCAUCUUAAGUCAAACGCAAAAGUAAUAAUAAAAAAGAAACAUACUGGCCUUGAAAUUU
Molecule: messenger RNA, 3381 nt
Organism: Carlito syrichta (Philippine tarsier)
Lineage: Eukaryota; Metazoa; Chordata; Mammalia; Primates; Tarsiidae
Gene: MB21D2
Product: Mab-21 domain containing 2
Exons: 2
Coding region: 335-1810 (491 amino acids)
Source: RefSeq, a predicted model, not a curated record